AUAGAGAGGGAGAAAAAAACAGAGAGAGUAGGAGAGAGGGAGGAAGGCAGUCCAGGGUCACGCCGGUGCUCUCCGAUUUAGAAACACCGUCAGCCGUGCGAGCGCGCGCAGCACGGAAGUAAUCUUCCUUACCCCGAAAUAGCAAUUACAGUACAUCCGAUUUUAACGUGAAAGCCGUGCAUUGUGAUUAUUCUCCACCCUCUCCUCGCGCGUCUAGAUCCGCCCGGUAACCGCGCGCGAGCUCACCUGCGCACCGGAGAGCUUCUACCCAGACCAGGAGGAACCCGCAAGGAAUCCCGGCGCGCGUGUGCGUGCGUGUGUGUGUGUGUGCGUCACCUCCGAGCGACUAGCGUGGGUUCUCCAACAAGCGCGUGAGCUAUCGCUCCCGAGGAACCGAUUCAUCUUCAUCAUCCUCAUCUUUAUCCACACCGGAUAAACCGAGGCUCCCGUUACAUUUCUGCGCUUCCGGAGAAGGAAACAAAAAACCUACAUCAAAGAGAGAAAGCAUGCCGCUCGCGCAGCUUGCAGAGCCAUGGCCCAAAAUGGAGCUGGUGCAACUGGAGACGGAGAACGGACAAAGCACCGCUGAAGAUGGAGUUGCUCCAGGGGUCAAGGAAGAUGAUGUCAUCAAAGAGAUCAACAUCACACAUGUGGUCAAGGAGGGGUCAGAGAAAGCAGACCCCUCGCAGUUUGAGCUACUUAAAGUGCUUGGGCAGGGAUCCUUUGGGAAGGUGUUUCUGGUGCGCAAGGUGACGCCACCUGACGGCAAUCAGCUCUAUGCCAUGAAGGUUCUUAAGAAGGCCACACUAAAAGUGCGUGACCGUGUCCGAACUAAAAUGGAGCGUAACAUCCUAGCCGAUGUCAACCACCCAUUUGUAGUGAAACUGCAUUAUGCCUUUCAGACAGAGGGAAAGCUGUACUUGAUUCUGGAUUUCCUACGGGGAGGUGAUCUCUUCACCAGACUGUCAAAAGAGGUUAUGUUCACGGAAGAAGAUGUAAAGUUCUAUUUGGCAGAACUGGCACUGGGUCUGGAUCACCUGCACGGCCUUGGCAUCAUCUACAGAGAUCUAAAACCUGAAAACAUCCUAUUAGAUGAAGAGGGCCACAUCAAACUUACAGAUUUCGGCUUGUGUAAGGAGUCCAUAGACAAUGAGAAGAAGGCCUACUCGUUCUGUGGGACUGUGGAGUACAUGGCUCCUGAGGUGGUGAACAGACAGGGUCAUAUCCACAGCGCUGACUGGUGGUCAUUCGGGGUACUGAUGUUUGAGAUGCUCACAGGAUCACUACCGUUCCAAGGGAAGGACCGCAAGGAGACAAUGAACCUCAUCUUAAAGGCAAGGUUAGGGAUGCCCCAGUUUCUAAGCACUGAAGCUCAGAGUCUGCUGAGAGCACUGUUCAAGAGGAACCCCACUAACAGACUAGGCUCUGGACCAGACGGUGCGGAGGAAAUCAAACGUCACUGCUUCUUCUCAACCAUCGACUGGAAUAAACUCUUUCGUCGCGAGAUCAGUCCCCCAUUUAAACCCGCCGUGGCUCGACCGGACGACACCUUAUACUUCGACUCGGAGUUCACCUCACGCACCCCCAAAGACUCCCCAGGUGUUCCCCCGAGUGCCGGAGCUCACCAGCUCUUUCGUGGCUUCAGUUUUGUGGCCACGGCGCUGCUUGAGGAGGAGGGUACAGAGGAGUCGGCUCAGCCCCCUCCCCACCCUGUGGUUCAGCAGCUGCACGGGAAGAACAGCGUGUUCAGCGAUGGCUACGUGCUGAAGGAAGAUAUCGGCAUGGGCUCGUUCUCCGUGUGCAAGCGAUGUGUCCAUAAAGCUACCAACACGGAAUACGCAGUCAAGGUCAUCGAUAAAACAAACACCGACCCUUCGGAAGAGAUCGAGAUUCUGUUGCGUUACGGCCAACAUCCCAACAUCAUCACGCUAAAAGAUGUGUAUGAUAACGGGAAGCGGGUUUUCCUGGUGACUGAGCUGAUGCGAGGUGGUGAGCUGCUCGAUCGUAUCCUCAAACAGAAGUUCUUCUCUGAGAGAGAAGCUAGCUCUGUGCUGUAUACCAUCACCAAGACCGUGGAGUAUCUGCACUCACAGGGGGUUGUACACAGAGACCUAAAGCCCAGUAACAUCCUGUAUGUUGAUGAAUCUGGAAAUCCGGAGUCCCUGCGUAUCUGUGACUUUGGUUUUGCUAAACAGCUCCGCGCAGACAACGGCCUCUUGAUGACCCCCUGCUACACUGCUAACUUUGUCGCUCCUGAGGUGUUGAAGAGGCAGGGUUAUGAUGAGGCAUGUGACAUUUGGAGUUUGGGAGUGUUGCUGUACACUAUGAUAGCAGGUUUCACUCCUUUUGCGAAUGGUCCUGAGGACACACCCGAGGAGAUUUUAGGCAGAAUAGGAAAUGGACAUUUCACCCUGACUGGAGGAAACUGGGAUGCAGUGUCCGAUGCAGCUAAGGAUCUGGUGUCUAAGAUGCUGCAUGUGGACCCUCAUCAGAGACUAACAGCUCGGCAGGUGCUGAAGCACCCGUGGAUCGUGCAGAGAGAUCAGCUACCCAACAGCCAGCUGCAGCACCAGGAUGCCAAGAUUGUCAAGGGAGCGAUGGCUGCCACCUACUCAGCUCUGAAGAGUUCCCAGCCAACCCCCGAACUCAAACCCAUCGAGUCCUCAUUUCUCGCCCAGAGACGCGUGAAAAAGCUACCGUCCACCUCUCUGUAGAGCACAGCGUGAGCACAGCGUGAGCACAGCAGCGAGAGGAACAGAGCAAAACCGAAUAAAACGAACACAGUACUGGACGAAAGCCACUCUGAUGCUCUGAAGGUGGAUUUGGGGAAAAAAUUAAAAUAAAAACACGCUCCUCUUCACCCUGACGCGUGCCAUCAGCAGCCUCACGGAGCUUCACCAAGCCGUCCAUCAGAGUAAACAGUGGCUGUGAUUGGCAGAUGGACAUUGGAGUGCUGGAGUUCCAGUGCUCCAGAGAAGUGUGUGUGUGUGUGUGUGUGUGUGUGUGUGUGUGUGUGUGUGUGUGUGUGUGUGUGUGUGUGUGUAGGAGAGUGCCAGAUAGAGCUACAGGCUCCUAUUCGGAGGCAGUCAAUAUUGAUGGCCUGUUUUGUGGUCCUGCUGUUCUGUUUCAUGAGUUUAUUUGUUUGAGUCGUCGAGGUUUUGUGGGUUUUCUCCUGUUCGCUUGCUUUGUUUCAUGUAAAUGGCAUACAAUCAGAUUGAUCGUGAGUCUGGAACAAAAAAUAGACUUGUACACCGACUGGAAACGUUUGAAAGGGUUGGUUUAUUUUCCCUUUCCUCCAAGACGGUUCUUUAUUCGUUACGGAUAUAAAAAGCAUGAGAGCGAGUUGCGACUCUGCCCAAGUGCAUUGUGGGUAAAGGGGGUGGGUUUGCAUGGCCGCUGAUGUGUAAAAUGCUGUGCCGUUGCUUCGCCACAUUGCUUUGUGAUGCACUUUUACCCAGGGCUCACUCUGUUCAGUGUGGUUUCUUGCCUUUUGUUUUGUUUUUCUUUUUAUUGUAUGAACUGAACGAUGAUGAUGAUGAUUAAUAUGAUGAUGAUGGUAAAAAAAAUUAAAUCUCUGAAGCCCGAGGAUUUGUAGUGGCAUGCUAAAGUCUUGUAUUUUUCAAUGCGGUGAUUUAUUUUUUUUUCUUCUGGAUCUUGACUGCUGUUUUGUGUUUAGUUGUUUUGUUUAUUCUGUCAAAAAAAAAAAAACAACGUAAAGAUUUUUAUAAAAGCAUGCUGAGCACCAUUGGGGGAGGGGCCUAAAAAGGAAAGAGUUAAAAAAAAAAUUACUGCAGACUUUUUUUUUAUUUGUUGUAUUUUUUUUUUUUUUUUUUUAACAAUUUGUUCUUCUUGUGUUCAGAUGCCAGUGGUAAAAAAAAAUUGUGUGGAAUUUGUCAACUACGGUUGUGAAAUAGAGCCUUCUUAUUUUCAGGCUCAGGUUUCUGAACUUCUUUCUGAUGAUCGCAAAUGACCUGCAGAACUCCAGCAGACUGAAGAAUAUGCACUAUAUGGACAAAAAAAAAUUGUGGACACCUUAACCUAAGAUUGGUAUAUGCUUCUUUUGAAAGCACAUCCCACACUUCGUUUGCUGUUCUAACAAGCUCCACUCUUCUAGGAAGAUGUUCCUCUAGAUUUUGUGGAUAUUUGUGUGAGAUUCAUUCAGCCACAAGGAGGAAAGUCAUGAGGUUCCUGGGGUGCAGUGCAGGGUUCGCAUUCAUGUUCAAAAAGGUUUCGAGUUCUACAGCAGAUCUUCAUGGAGCUGGAUUUGUGCAUGUUUUGGGUCUCCUAGUUCAAAGGGAAAUUUCCACGCUAGCACAUCCAAAGACGUUCUCUAAAUUGUGAUCCGUUUGAAUUUGCAGAAGAUCCACACACGGCUGAAAAGGUCAGGUGUCCCAAUACUUUUGAUCCAUAUAGCGUAUAUGCUGGCAGAUUUCGAGAUUUUGCCUACUGCAACCGUGUCGGAGAUGUAGGGAGGUGGUGUCUUAACGGUGAAGACUCUCGAUUGGAAGGUCAUGAGUUCAAACUCCAGCACCACCAAGCUGCCACUGCUGGGCCCUUAAGCAAGGCCCCUAACCCUCAACUGCUCAGUUGUAAUUCGCUCUGCAUAAGGGCGUCUGCCAAAAUACCAUAAAUGUAAAAAUAGCGAUCUAAACUAAAAAAAAAACCCAAACGUGUCACCCCUCAGAUGCAGGUUUUCACGUCACACAGUUCUUAAAAAAAAAAUCAUUCGAGUUCUCCCUCAAAACCUGUGCAGUCAAAUUGACUGAUUUAUUACUCGUUUGCUGGAGAUUUUGAGUCACUGAUGAGUCUGAGGUCAUUAUAGUUUAAUGAAAGCGGUGUGUGACAGCUGACGGUGUUUCAGGACGGCGGAUUCACGUGAAGCACCUUUUGUACCGUACAUGUCGUUAAAGUACAUUAUAUUAUAUAUUCAUUUUUACGUGUUUUUUUUUUUUCCUUCAAAACUCUGGUCUUUUCCUUUCGAAAUCUACGCUUUAGAGUUUUUGUCCUGUUGUGGCCCAUGCUUUCUUUAUGCCUUCUGUAAAAAAAAAGAGAGAGAAAAAGAAAAAAGGGAUCGAAUGUCUCAUUAAUUUAGUAAUGAUGCAGAUUGAUUUGAUGUGAGCUGCUGAAAGGGAUGUAACACUCCUCAUGGUGGUCUUAUGGAGGGCUUAUUAUGGUGCUUCUCCGUAUUUGUUCUGUAUGCGUGUGCACGUGUUGUUGGGAUGACCGUCCUCUGGAAUGUGUGUGUUCUUGUUCUUUAAAGAACCAGAGUCGGGUCUGUUUUGGGUUCCUGAUGCCUUUCUAUUAAACUCAGCUUUCCUGCCCUCCACCUUC
Molecule: messenger RNA, 5331 nt
Organism: Silurus meridionalis
Lineage: Eukaryota; Metazoa; Chordata; Actinopteri; Siluriformes; Siluridae
Gene: rps6ka1
Product: ribosomal protein S6 kinase a, polypeptide 1
Exons: 22
Coding region: 507-2714 (735 amino acids)
Biological process (GO): intracellular signal transduction; positive regulation of DNA-templated transcription; protein phosphorylation
Molecular function (GO): magnesium ion binding; ATP binding; ribosomal protein S6 kinase activity
Source: RefSeq, a predicted model, not a curated record